AUGGCCUCAGUUGAAGUACCUGAAGUGAGGGCUAGGCAGGUUACCUUGGGAGUAAUAAGAGGGGAAGAGGAUAAGGACUCAUCCUUUCUUCAGUCUUCUUUUUUCUUUUUGUCAGAUUAUGUCUACUUCGAAAAUUCUUCAAGUAACCCAUAUUUGAUACGAAGGAUAGAAGAGCUCAAUAAGACUGCUAAUGGAAACGUGGAAGCAAAGGUGGUGUGUUUCUACAGAAGAAGAGACAUAUCAAGUACACUUAUUGUGUUGGCAGACAAACAUGCAAGAGAAAUGGAAGAAGAGAUGGAAAAUCCAGAAAUGGUUGAUUUACCAGAGAAACAGAAGCAUCAGCUACGACAUCGUGAGUUGUUUCUCUCACGGCAGCUGGAAUCUCUGCCAGCCACACACAUUAGAGGCAAAUGCAGUGUGACUCUGUUAAAUGAGACAGAAUCCCUUAAAUCGUACCUGGAACGGGAGGAUUUCUUCUUUUAUUCACUAGUAUAUGAUCCUCAACAAAAGACCCUACUUGCUGACAAAGGAGAGAUUCGAGUUGGAAACAGAUACCAGGCAGAUAUAACAGACUUACUAAAAGAGGGUGAGGAUGAUGGAAGAGAUCAGUCAAAACUUGAAACAAAAGUUUGGGAAGCCUUUAACCCACUAGUAGACAAGCAGAUAGACCAGUUCCUGGUGGUAGCACGAUCUGUUGGUACAUUUGCCCGAGCACUAGAUUGCAGUAGUUCUGUCAGACAGCCAAGUUUGCACAUGAGUGCUGCAGCAGCCUCUAGGGACAUCACACUGUUCCACGCUAUGGACACUUUGCACAAAAAUGCCUAUGACAUUUCCAAGGCAAUCUCUGCACUCGUGCCACAAGGUGGGCCAGUCCUGUGCAGAGAUGAGAUGGAGGAAUGGUCUGCUUCAGAGGCAAAUCUCUUUGAGGAAGCACUAGAAAAAUAUGGAAAGGAUUUCACUGACAUUCAGCAAGAUUUUCUCCCGUGGAAGUCCUUAACAAGCAUAAUAGAAUAUUACUAUAUGUGGAAAACUACAAACAGAUACGUUCAGCAGAAACGAUUGAAAGCAGCAGAAGCAGAAAGCAAGCUAAAACAAGUGUAUAUACCCAACUAUAACAAGCCAAACCCCAACCAGAUCAAUGUAAAUAAUGUCAAACCAGGAGUGGUAAAUGGUACUGGAGUACAGGCACAGAACGCGGCAGCAGGACGGGCCUGUGAAAGCUGUUAUACCACACAGUCUUACCAGUGGUAUUCUUGGGGUCCCCCUAACAUGCAGUGUCGCCUCUGUGCAUCCUGUUGGACCUACUGGAAGAAAUAUGGUGGCUUGAAAAUGCCAACACGGUUAGAUGGGGAGAGACCAGGACCAAACCGCAAUAAUUUGAGUCCUCAUGGUGUGCCAGUCCGGAACAGUGGGAGUCCCAAGUUUGCUAUGAAGACACGACAGGCUUUCUAUCUCCAUACAACAAAGCUGACAAGAAUUGCCAGACGUUUAUGCCGAGACAUCCUGCGCCCCUGGCACGCUGCCAGACACCCCUACCUGCCCAUUAACAGUGCAGCCAUCAAAGCAGAGUGCACAGCACGUUUGCCUGAGGCAUCAGAAAACCCGUUGCUAUUAAAGCAGGUGGUUCGAAAGCCUUUAGAAGCAGUGCUCCGGUAUUUAGAGUCUCAUCCAUGUCCUCCGAAACCAGAUCCUGCAAAGAGCUUGUCCAGUUCUCUCAACAAUCUGACUCCUGCUAAGUUUACACCUGUCAUUAAUAAUGGGUCCCCAACUAUCCUGGGAAAAAGAAGUUAUGAACAACACAAUGGAAUGGAUGGCAACAUGAAGAAGCGCCUGUUGAUGCCUAGCAGGGGUCUGCCUAACCACGGACAAACCAGACAAAUGGGACCAAGCCGAAACUUGCUGCUCAAUGGGAAAUCAUACCCAACAAAAGUCCGAUUAAUUCGUGGUGGAUCCAUGCCUCCAGUCAAAAGGAGGAGGAUGAACUGGAUUGAUGCACCAGAUGAUGUUUUUUACAUGGCCACUGAAGAAACCAGGAAGAUCCGCAAGCUGCUUUCCUCCUCCGAAGCCAAGCGAGCCGCCCGACGCCCUUACAAGCCCAUUAUCCUCCGGCCCAUCCAGGCAGUGCAGCUGCGCCAGCCCAUGAACGACGAGCCCAUCAUCAUCGAGGAUUAA
This is a messenger RNA of Chaetura pelagica (chimney swift), 2172 nucleotides long. RefSeq names its product metastasis associated 1 (gene MTA1). Gene Ontology annotation, cellular component: NuRD complex; nucleoplasm. Gene Ontology annotation, biological process: response to ionizing radiation; double-strand break repair; negative regulation of transcription by RNA polymerase II. The record is from RefSeq and is a predicted model, not a curated record. Bases 1 to 2172 code for a protein of 723 amino acids. Lineage: Eukaryota; Metazoa; Chordata; Aves; Apodiformes; Apodidae. Gene Ontology annotation, molecular function: transcription coactivator activity; chromatin binding; transcription corepressor activity. The transcript has 20 exons.